Messenger RNA from Lipotes vexillifer (Yangtze River dolphin), 679 nucleotides. It is a transcript of the gene CD8B, whose product is annotated as CD8 subunit beta. Gene Ontology annotation, molecular function: MHC class I protein binding; coreceptor activity. Lineage: Eukaryota; Metazoa; Chordata; Mammalia; Artiodactyla; Lipotidae. Bases 1 to 633 code for a protein of 210 amino acids. The record is from RefSeq and is a predicted model, not a curated record. The transcript has 6 exons. Gene Ontology annotation, biological process: regulation of immune response. Gene Ontology annotation, cellular component: cell surface.
AUGCAGCUGCGGCUUUGGCUUCUUGUCUCCGCGCAGCUGGCAGUUCUGCGUGGCAGCUCAGCACUCCUGCAGACCCCUGCGUCCGUGACGGCUCAGACCAAUCAGACGGUGAUGCUGUCCUGUGAAGCCAAAACCUCCCCCACUAACUCUCGCAUCUACUGGCUGAGGCAGUGCCUGGCCCCGAGCGCUAACAGUCACUACGAGUUCCUGGCCUUCUGGGAUCUCACCAAAGGGACUGUGUACGGCAAGGAGGUAGAGCAGGAGAGGCUAACUGUGCUUCGAGAUUCUUUCCGGUACACUCUCGGCCUCCAAAGUGUGAAGCCUUCCGACAGCGGCGCCUACUUCUGCAUGACGGUUGGGAACCCCGACCUGACCUUCGGGAAGGGGACUCAGCUGACUGUGGUUGAUGUCCUUCCCACCACUCCGCAGCCCACCAAGAAGACCACUCGCAAGAAGAAAGUGUUACGAUUCCCAAACCUGGUGACCCGGAAGGGCCCGUCCUGUGCCCCCCUCAUUGUCGGCCCACUGGUGGCUGUCGUCCUUGUUCUGCUGGUGUCCUUGGGCGUGGCCAUUCACCUACACUGCCUGCAGAGGAGAGCUCGGCUUCGCUUCCUGAAACAGUUUUAUAAGUGAGCAGAGGAUACGUUUUUUGGUGUCCUGCUACAAAAAUACAUGGGUC